Molecule: messenger RNA, 642 nt
Organism: Hemiscyllium ocellatum (epaulette shark)
Lineage: Eukaryota; Metazoa; Chordata; Chondrichthyes; Orectolobiformes; Hemiscylliidae
Product: NADH dehydrogenase [ubiquinone] iron-sulfur protein 8, mitochondrial
Exons: 5
Coding region: 1-570 (189 amino acids)
Biological process (GO): mitochondrial respiratory chain complex I assembly; mitochondrial electron transport, NADH to ubiquinone
Cellular component (GO): membrane
Molecular function (GO): NADH dehydrogenase activity; 4 iron, 4 sulfur cluster binding
Source: RefSeq, a predicted model, not a curated record
AUGCCGAAUGAAACGGUAUUACAGAUGGACAAACCUGAUGGCGAUGGGUAUGUGAAUAUGAAAGAGGAGCCCUCUGAUAUGCGGGCUAUGACUGACAGUGCUGCGCAAACUCUAUUCUGGACAGAAUUAUUUCGAGGGCUCGCAAUGACCUUGAGCUAUUUGUUUCGGGAGCCGGCAACCAUUAACUACCCAUUUGAGAAGGGGCCCCUGAGCCCUCGGUUUCGAGGCGAGCAUGCACUGCGAAGAUAUCCUUCUGGCGAGGAACGCUGCAUUGCUUGUAAACUGUGUGAGGCUGUUUGUCCUGCUCAGGCCAUUACGAUUGAGGCAGAGCCAAGGGCUGAUGGGAGUCGACGCACAACGCGGUAUGAUAUUGACAUGACAAAGUGCAUUUACUGUGGUUUCUGUCAGGAGGCUUGUCCAGUUGAUGCAAUUGUGGAGGGUCCUAACUUUGAAUUCUCUACCGAGACACAUGAGGAAUUGCUGUAUAAUAAGGAGAAACUACUGAACAAUGGGGACAAGUGGGAAGCAGAGAUCGGAGCUAAUAUCCAAGCGGAUUACCUAUAUCGCUGAUUGUGCAGCAGGCUGACUGUAGCACCAACAUCUCCCUUGGUGUGUGUGAAUAAAUGUGACUUUUCAAACUAA